Messenger RNA from Penicillium odoratum, 1851 nucleotides. RefSeq lists its product as uncharacterized. Bases 1 to 1851 code for a protein of 616 amino acids. The record is from RefSeq and is a predicted model, not a curated record. NCBI's taxonomy places the organism in Eukaryota, Fungi, Ascomycota, Eurotiomycetes, Eurotiales, Aspergillaceae. The transcript has a single exon.
AUGGGCAAUCUUCAAUCCAUCUCAAAUAAGAACGACAGCCGCCGUUCUAAUCGCCUUUCCAAACCUUUGACCAAGAAACUGCCUCCUUCCCGCUCAGAUUAUGAGUCUCCAGAGUUAUCCACCGGCUUGAUUGGAUGGCAGAAUCCAUGGGUUGGCUCCUCCAUCUCCGAGGUGAAGAGUGCUCCCAGUCCCCACCCGAGGGAGGUUGGUCCUCUGUUCGAGUUAGAGCCAACCCCGGGGAGGCUGGAGAUACCCGUGAUAUCGAAUCUAUCUCGUGACCCUCUGCCGCCGCGCUCCAGCUCUCUGUCAGCCGCCCCAGUCGGCAAAAGAGCCAGUCAGCCAUUGAUGUCGCCAACUUCCUCGUUUUCAAUCGUUUCGGAGCAGCCAAGGCGAGCGAAUUCGGUUCAGAUUGGUCUCCAAAGACAACGGAGUGUCUAUGAAAAUGCGAUAGAAGAUGCAACGUCCUCCAACACCCAUUUCUUGGUGGGUAACCAACGUUUCUCAUUAACCCGGCGACGCUCUUUGUUGACACGCCCUGGAGUGGCGACUCGACGAACUACUGGUGUAAUCAGACGCAUGCCAUCACCCAUUGGGGAGCCAGAGAUGGAUGAUUCAGAGUCUACUCUUCUAGACUGGUCUCUACCUCCACGCCAGAGACCCCCGAGUCCUGCAGAUGCUCGAUACACUCAACUUGGCGCACUGAAAUUGGGUUCUCUGCGGGUGGUCAACGGCUCUGCAUCUCCAUGCCCGAGUGAGCGUGUUCCUCUUGCCCGAUCUACCAUUGGUGGUCCCGGGCUUGGCCUGGAGGCCAUCCAAACAACCUGUGCGGCAACAUUGGAACCUUGCUCGGUGUCCGGGAUGAAGAAGUCAGACGAUGUUCCAGGGAGCCCAUUUUCCUUUGAGAAGUCUCCUACAAUCGCAGUGCCUCCGCGAGGAGCGGCUAUUCUUAGAGAACUGGAAGAUGAAGGAAUUGCAAUGUGUGAGGAGACCCCUCUUGAGAAGUGCCCCACGGAAGUUGGAAUGGAUCGGAGCACCUCCCGAUCACUUAACAAGUCCGAUAGCGGCUAUAGUUCCGCCACCUCAUUCCGCUCGGGUCAAGGAAGCCGAACAAGGACGUCUCUCGACUCGCAGACUUCGGUAUCUUGCGCUGCGGACGAGAAGAUCCAACUUCAUCCCACCCUUCAGGGAAGAGUGCCCGGAAGUUUCUGUCAACCAAGUCAUACUUCUGAUCGCUGGUAUGAUACUAAUGGUGUCAAUGUACAGUUACGGCCUGGGACAAGGGCACGUCGAUCUACACUGUGUGCACCUCGAUACACAGAAUACUCCACCCAGAAGGAUCUCACGGAGUUCAGCAGUUCACCAUAUCCCUUUGCUUUCCAGAAAGAGGAGAUUGUGUCCAGUGGAGGGUCUUCUUGCGCGGAUCGUUACUCUGUAACGACAAUUGGUACGUGCUACAGCUCGAGCUCGUCGAUCACGCUGGAGACCGCAAGUAGCUCUCAGCAGAGGACUAGCACAGAAAUCGUAUCUGGGAUGUAUCGAUCUGCUUCCGAGCAGCGCCUUAAUCUCAACGGAAACGGAAACGAAAAGCACAAAACAGAGGUUUCCCACUCCCGGUCCCGAAGCCGACGAAGCGGUCGAGUUUGGCACCAGAGACUUGACAUUGAUGUGCCGCCUCUACCGACGAUCUUAUCUCCAGAUCACAUUCAAGUUGGAGAAGAAAAUGCUAGAGAGUUUCCUAUCUCUGAGCCCCGAGGCCGGCCCCGCAACCGUAGCCAGGGCCACCGCAGGCUAACAAAAACACGUCAACGGCCUGAUGUUCAUAUGACGACUUCUCCUUUUUUCCUUGGCUAA